This is a messenger RNA of Anopheles merus, 346 nucleotides long. RefSeq names its product cytochrome b-c1 complex subunit 9 (gene ox). Gene Ontology annotation, biological process: mitochondrial electron transport, ubiquinol to cytochrome c. Lineage: Eukaryota; Metazoa; Arthropoda; Insecta; Diptera; Culicidae. The coding region runs from base 99 to 269 and encodes 56 amino acids. The transcript has 2 exons. The record is from RefSeq and is a predicted model, not a curated record.
UCUUGCGUGUUUUUGGUCGAAGUUGACAUUCGCACUUCCAUCAGCUAGUGUUGUGAUUCCAAGUGCAAAGAAAAUUACCAGCGACUAGUCGAGUCAAAAUGAAGCUGCUGAACAAUUUGCUGUUGAAGCGCACCUCCACUUACCUGGUCGGAAUUGCGGGAGCUGUGUUUUUCUUCGAGCGCGGCUUCGAUAUGAUAACAGAUACCAUUUUCGAAUCCCACAACAAAGGGAAAUUAUGGAAAGACAUUAAGCAUAAAUACGAGCAGUAAACAUCGACUUACAUAAUGAAGCCGACCAGCUUUCUGUUUAUUGAUUAAUAAACCUUAGCUCACUAGAACCAUGAAAA